This is a messenger RNA of Mugil cephalus (flathead mullet), 3909 nucleotides long. RefSeq names its product DEAH (Asp-Glu-Ala-His) box polypeptide 37 (gene dhx37). The record is from RefSeq and is a predicted model, not a curated record. Gene Ontology annotation, cellular component: intracellular anatomical structure; nucleolus. Bases 139 to 3609 code for a protein of 1156 amino acids. NCBI's taxonomy places the organism in Eukaryota, Metazoa, Chordata, Actinopteri, Mugiliformes, Mugilidae. The transcript has 27 exons. Gene Ontology annotation, molecular function: ATP binding; RNA binding. Gene Ontology annotation, biological process: maturation of SSU-rRNA from tricistronic rRNA transcript (SSU-rRNA, 5.8S rRNA, LSU-rRNA).
GGCGUUGUAGCGGCGGACACUUUUAGCUGAGGGACACUCAAAUGUUUACACGUGAGAAUUGUCCAGAGCAGUAGUUUCUAAACUGAAGUGUUUAAUGCCAUUGUUUGAGGGUUUAAAAUAACAAGACCUCCGUUUAAAAUGGGAAAGCUGAGGAAGAAACACAACUGGAAGGGGCGACAGCAAAGUGACCCCCAACAAGCAGCUGAUGAAGGGAAGACAGACGUGGUGGUGGAACUUCAAGAUGGGGAUAGGCUGAAAGGUGUAGAUGAGAGCAAUGCUUUGGUGCUCCCAGCCAGCAAAGCCACGAAGAAGAAGUCUUCAGUGACACCUGUUUCCACUAAGAAGCCCCUCACCAAGAGGCAGAGGAAGGAGCUGCAGAAGGUCUUGGAGCGCAAGGAGAAGAAAGCUCAGAGAGCAGACAUCCUGACAAAACUGGCUGAGGUGCAGCUUCCAGAGUCUGAACUGAAGCUCCUGUACACCACGUCCAAGCUGGGGACGGGGGAAAAGCUUUACCAGAAUAAACAGUCGGUAGAGGAAUUGGAUGAUGGAGACGCAGGUCCAAAGAUCAGCAGCCUCAGUGGCGCGAACAGGAAGAGAAAAUGGAAAGAAGAAGAGGAAGAGGAAGAACAAAAGUCAGACGACAGCAGUGAUCUGGACACAUCGUCUGAUGAGGAGAAGGAGAAGGAGGAGGAGGAGGAAGAUGGUGAAGUAAAUAACACCACAGAAAUGAAUGGAUCCGAAGAAACAACCUCACCCUGUCAGGAGACCAAACAGGAAGUGAAGGAAGAGCAGAAGGCCACAGAAAAGACGGAGAAGAAGAUUACAGAUCAAGAGAAAGCUCAAAACAAAAAGUUGUCACAGCCGGCUGUUUUCAUUCCUGUCGACAGAUCACCAAAAAUACAGGAGGCUCGUCUGAAGCUGCCCGUGCUGGGAGAGGAGCAGGUCAUCAUGGAAGCAGUGAGAGAAAAUCCCUGCGUCGUCAUCUGUGGAGAGACGGGGAGUGGAAAGACCACACAAGUGCCUCAGUUUCUGUAUGAAGCCGGCUACGCCAGCGGCCAACAGAUUAUUGGUAUCACUGAGCCGAGGAGAGUCGCAGCUGUCAGCAUGUCCCACAGAGUGGCCAAAGAGAUGAACCUGCCUCCACAGGUGGUGUCAUAUCAGAUUCGAUACGAAGGGAAUGUGACGAAGGACACAAAGAUCAAGUUCAUGACGGACGGUGUUCUACUGAAGGAAAUUCAGAAGGAUUUCCUGCUGCAGAGAUACAGCGCGAUAAUCAUAGACGAAGCGCACGAAAGGAGCGUCUACACAGACAUCCUCAUCGGAUUACUGUCUCGCAUCGUCCCUCUCAGAAACAAGAAAGGCAUGCCCAUGAAGCUGCUGAUCAUGUCAGCUACUCUGCGUGUCGAGGACUUCACCGAGAACCAGAAGCUGUUUCGAGUGCCUCCGCCCGUCAUCAAGGUGGACGCUCGUCAGUUCCCGGUCACGAUCCAUUUCAACAAACGCACCCCGCUGGAUGAUUACACCGGAGAGGCCUUUCACAAGACCUGCAAAAUCCACCGCAUGCUGCCUCCAGGUGGUAUCCUGGUGUUUCUGACCGGUCAGGCUGAGGUUCACAGUCUCUGCAGAAAGCUGAGAAAUGCUUUCCCCUUCAGGAAGGGCAACACAGACACUGCCGAAGAUGAGGAAGAAGACACAACAGAGUCGAUCAGGAAGUUUAAAAAGGCCAAACAGAAGAAGGCUGUGUCUUUGCCCCGCAUCAGCUUGGACAACUACUCCGCCCUGCCGGUGGAUGAAGGGGAUGAGGACAGAGAGGCGGGAAUCGGAGACGAGGAGGACGGAGGCUCGGACCUCGACAUCGGAGACGAUCCCGCUGAUUCAGAGGAGAAAGCUGACCCAUCCAUUCCUCUCUACGUCCUUCCUCUCUACUCUCUGCUGGCUCCUGAGCAGCAAGCUAAGGUGUUCAGGCCUCCUCCACCUGGUGCUCGUCUCUGCGUCGUAGCCACCAACGUGGCCGAGACGUCUCUGACCAUCCCCGGCAUCAAGUACGUGAUCGACUGCGGUCGAGUUAAGAAGCGUUUCUACGACAGAGUGACCGGAGUGUCGUCCUUUAAGGUCACAUGGACCUCGCAGGCCUCGGCCAAUCAGAGGGCGGGAAGAGCAGGGCGAACGGAGCCAGGACACUGCUACAGGCUGUACUCCUCUGCAGUGUUUGGAGACUUCAGUUUGUUCUCUGAGGCAGAGAUCACGCGCAGGCCUGUGGAGGACCUGGUUUUACAGAUGAAGGACCUAAACAUAGACAAGGUGGUCAAUUUUCCCUUCCCCACACCGCCCUCUGCUGAGGCUCUGAUCGCAGCAGAGCAGCUUUUAGUCUCUUUGGGGGCCUUGAAAGAGCCGCCUCGCACUGGAAGGGUGAAAGAUAUUCAACAAGCCAGCCUGAGCUGUCCCAUCACCCCCCUGGGUAGGGCAAUGGCAUCGUUCCCCGUGGCACCGCGUUACGCUAAAAUGUUAGCGCUCGGGAAGCAGGAGGAUUGUCUGCCGUACGUCAUCGCCGUGGUAGCGGCCAUGACGGUCCGGGAGAUUUUUGAAGACCUAGACAGACCUGCACGUAGUGAAGAUGAAAACUCCAAGCUCACCCAGCGUCGAGCUCGGCUCAACCAAAUGAGGAGGCUGUGGGCUGGGCAAGGAGCUUCUCUCCUGCUGGGAGACCUCAUGGUCAUGCUGAGUGCUGUUGGUGCUUGUGAAUUUGCUGGCUGUACUCCCAAGUUUUGUGAGGACAACGGACUGAGGUACAAAGCCAUGGUGGAGAUCAGGAAGCUCAGAGGACAACUAACCAAUGCAGUGAAUGCAGUGUGUCCAGAGGUGGGAGUGUUUGUGGAUCCCAGGAUGACUCCUCCGACAGAGCACCAGGUGCUUUGCCUGCGGCAGAUCGUUCUGGCCGGACUGGGAGACCACAUUGCGAGACGUGUACAGUUAGAAGAUAUGCUGGACCCGAAAUGGAAGAAUGGAUACAAGACGCCUCUUAUGGACGAGCCGGUGUUCAUUCAUCCUAAAUCUGCACUCUUCAAAACGUUGCCUGAGUUUGUCGUAUACCAGGAGGUCAUGGAGACCACCAAGAUGUACAUGAGAGGUGUUUCAGUUGCAGAAGUCGAGUGGAUCCCUCAGUUUCUGCCUCAGUACUGUCAUUUUGGGACUCCACUGGAAACACCAUCACCGUGGUUCUGCUCCUCUUCCGGCACCAUCAGAUGUCACCGUUCAAGCACGUUCUUCCGUGUGGGUUGGCAGCUGCCUGCAGUGGAGAAGGAAUAUCCAGAAGGUCUGGACCGCUACAAGCUGUUUGCCAGGUUUUUCCUAGAGGGACAGGUUUGUCCUAAACUAAAGAAACACAGUGGCCACCUUCUCUCAAACCCCUCUAUCAUGCUGAAAACAUGGGCAAAGUUGCAGCCCCGGACGGAGGCUUUACUGGCACCGCUGGUGUCAAAGAGGAUCGACUCCAGAGAGGCGCUCCUCUCUCUCUGGAAGACUGAAGAUAAAUUUCUGUUGUCGGGGUACUGCCAGUGGUUACCUGAAUCCAUGCACCAGGAAGUGGCAAAAAGUUGGCCUCCUGUAUAAAAACCUGUAAAGCAGAAAUAAUGCAGUGGACUUUUGACCAGAGACUUAACAUUGGCCUAUAUUUAUCAGAAGGACUUCUCUUUCUGCCUCCCUGCUGUUUUUACCACCUGUUUAAUACCACAGCACUGCCUUUUGACAGUUUUGUAUUUUAUAUACUGUAAAAAUUAUUUUCAGCCAGAACACAUUUCAACAAUAAAUCCAUAAUGACUUUUAACUCGUUGUAACUCAAUGUGCUGCUGUCAUUUAUAUUUGUGUUAUUUAGUCUUUAUAAGACUUAUAAAAACUGUGACUCUGAAAAAA